AUGUGGGAUACGCAUAUCCAUUGUUUCGAUCCGGAGCGAUACCCUUUCAAAUCAACACGCAAAUACACCCCAGCGCCAGCUCGGCUUGAUGACCUUCUCAAAAACUGCGAAAGCCCACGACUUGUCUUAGUGCAAGCUUCAAUUGAGGACGGUUACCGGGGCUUAGUCGCUCACCUCCAACGCAUUCAUUCCGAGCAUCCACAUCUUCUGGCUCGUGGGACAAUCUGCAUGGACGAACACUGGGAGACACUGACAGACGAAGAUUUUGAUUUCUUGCAAAGUGUCGGCGUCAGAUCAUGUCGAGUGCAUGGUGUUCAUGUAGCAAGUCCGUUGAGCAUAGAAGAACAGAUUCGCCAGUUCGCCCGCUCUUAUCCCGCCCAGAGAUUCGGCUGGAGUCUCUCUGCACAACUGCCGUUAGCAAUAUGGGCAUCUCUUGAGAAAUUCAUUCUAUACGACCGAGAGCUCUCUUCUCUGGCUAUAAUUGCGGACCAUAAUGGAUGUGCCACCCCCACCGACAUUGACAGCGCCGAGCUUGAUGCAUUUAUCAACCUGUUGCAAUCUGGGAGGUUUUAUGUCAAGGUUGCCGCACUAUAUCGUCGCUGUGCCAAAUCCAUUGAUCACAUGCAACCAAUUAUUCACCAAUUUGCGACCCUCGCUCCACAAUCCCUUCUCUGGGGCAGCGACUGGCCCCAUGUCGAUAGCAGCAACGGAUCUCUUCAACCGCCAAAUGUCAACGAAAUUAAAUCAAAAAGAGUAAAUGACGUGCCAGGAGAGCGCUUGGCAUUGCAGUCUUGGCUCACUGAUAAGCAAUGGACUGCAAUGCUUAUAGAUAAUCCCAAUCGUCUGUUCGAACUAUGA
This is a messenger RNA of Penicillium salamii, 858 nucleotides long. The record is from the annotation of a GenBank genome assembly. NCBI's taxonomy places the organism in Eukaryota, Fungi, Ascomycota, Eurotiomycetes, Eurotiales, Aspergillaceae.